UCUGCUUCGAGAGACUUCAGCAAAGCAACUGUCGGUCUUCCCGAGUCUCUGGCGAACGCAACACCGACGUAGGUGGGUAGAUCUCGUCUCCUCUCCGCUCUCAAGAGAUCGAGAGAGAAGAGAGAGCGGGAUCUCUCGAUCCUUCCUCCAUGGAAGCGGCGCCUCAGUUCCUCCAGUGCGGCUUCGAGCCCUUCCGCCGCUCGCCCUUGGCGACAGCCGCCCCGCAGUAGAGGACGCUCCGACGCCGAUCAAUUCGUCUGAGAUCUAGGUCUCCACGAUCGGGAGUCUUCAAUGUGGCGACGGAGCCUACGACCGGUGGUGCCGUUUCUUCUUCUUCUUCUUCUAAUUCUGCCUCUUCUCCUCGGUCCGCCUCGUUUGGUUCCGUCAAUGGUGCCGUCUCCAACAGGUUUGGCAACGUGUCGUAGGAGAUAAAGAUGGUGAGAAAGCAGAUGGAGGAGGACGAGCAGCUGGCCACGCUGAUGAGAGGACUUCGAAGUCAAAACCUCACCGACGUUCAGUUUGCAGAUGAGAACAUCCGGCUUCGUCUUGUCGAGGUACCAGCUGUGAACAGCAAUGAAGCAUUGCCACUUGUGUAUGAUCCUGACAUAAUUGCAUCCUACUGGGGAAAGCGCCCUAGAGAUGUUUCCACACGGAUUAUACAGCUGCUGUCUGUAGCAGGUGGCUUUCUGUCUCAUUUAGCUUGGGACUUGAUUAACAAGAAGAUCGCAGAGGUUCCUUCAUUUCCAGAUGAUGUUGCGAUGGCCCUUAUUGAAGAAGAACUUGGGCAGCCUUGGUGUAAAAUCUACUCUGAACUGACACCAUCCCCAAUUGCUGCUGCAUCUCUGGGACAAGUUUACAAGGGUUGCCUAAAAGAAACUGGCGAGUUGGUGGCCGUCAAAGUACAGCGGCCUUUUGUUCUGGAGACUGUCACCAUAGAUCUCUUCAUUAUUCGUAAACUGGGACUGUUUUUGCGAAGAUUUCCUCAGGAUGAAUGGGCUGCCCGCAUUUUUGAAGAACUUGAUUAUGUAAAUGAAGGAGAAAAUGGAACUCGCUUUGCUGAAAUGAUGAGAGAAGACCUUCCUCAGGUUGUCAUACCGAAGGCUUAUCAUAAAUAUACGUCAAGAAAAGUUCUUACCACCCAGUGGAUAGAUGGAGAGAAACUAUCACAAAGUACUGAAAGUGAUGUAGGGGAACUGGUCAACGUUGGAGUGAUAUGCUACCUAAAGCAGAUAUGAAAAAUCUGAUAAGCAAACAUGAAUAAGUGUCCAAUUCCACAAAGAGACAAAAUAGAGAUAUGGGACAUGUAGGAGAAGAGUAAUACAAGAAGGCACAUAUGGUCAAAAUAUUUUGUAAGGAACUUUACAACGGUAAGCAUUUUUAUUAUUGUUAUUUCAAUUGACCUUGGAACAGUAAAAUAAAAGAGCUGGUAGCUGUCUACAUGACCCAUAUGAAUUGUGGGUUUGAAUGUGAAUCCAUGUGACACUACAACUGUGCCCGAUUUUCAGAGUAUUGAUUCUUGUUGAUUGUAGGUCAUUCCAACAGUGGCUCAAACACUAACCUUUUGGGAUGAUCUGGUUCUAUAUAAAGUUAAAAUUUUAAUUUUUUCACCCAUAUUGAAAACCAUAAAUAAUGUGGGUUACAAGGGACAACUUGGCCAAGAAUUAUAAAAAGAGAAAUAGAUAGGGUCAACGGGUCUUUUUUUCCACCUAAUUUUUUCAUAUAUAUGAUCUAAUCUCUUGUUAUUGUGCUGUUGAACAAUGAAUAUGUUAAAAUUAUCAUUAUAUAUAAUGUUUAUGUUUAAAAUCUAGAUCUUCUCUAAACUAUAAUCCUAGAUACCCAAGGCUACAAACACUAGUACUAGCCUUCCCUUGACCAUCUCCCUCCCUGAUCUUAUGUCAACCUCUAUGGUUCCAUUUAUGUGUAUCUAUUUGGGUAACUGAUAGAAACUAGAAAGAAAUAUUUCUUACACAUAAAAGUAGAUAAAGGGUUAAUUUGACCAACUAGACUUAAAAAGAGUUAAGGCUACUUUUAUAUUUGAGAGAAUGGCAGGUGAAUACAGGAAAUACAAUGGUGGUAUUUAUGUAUCAGAAGAAAGUGGAUGAAUGGACUUGUAUGAACCAAUGUUUGAAAUCUUGUUACGCUGGCUGAUUUAAUCAUUGGUCAGACCGGCAUAGAACAUACCAAUCGGGGCAUGGACAAGAAAAUAUGUGAGGAGAUAGUUAGUUUUAUUUCUUGUUUCUAAAUUACUGACUGUUGGUUGUUUUUGUACAUUGGUAAAAUUAUGCAAGUCACUGAAAUUUUAUAAAAUGAUGUAUAAUUUUUAUAUCAAGUUUCUAAUCUUUCCAUUCAUCUUGUUAUAUAUGUAUUGUGCAGUUGAAGAAGGUCCGAGUAACUAAAAAAUGCUUUCUUUAUCAAGUAAAAAACUUGGUCUAUGACUCUCUGCUAUAGGUAGAAUAUAAAAAUCAUAUCAGCUGAAUUCUUAAGCAAUGUUAAAAAUAACAUGAUUUGAUCCUUGAAAUAACUUGGUGUCUUUGAUACAUCUAUAUUCGGCAUGAUUGUUGAAGCAAGAAAGGUCUUGAAACUCGAGUGUCGUUGCAGUUUCCUCCUUCCACCGUAAAAUAUGAAUUGUUAUGUUCUUUUUUUUUUUUUUGAAUUAUGCAUUUUUCAUCUGAUGGCUUUCUACUUUUUGCAACUACUUGAUCUUUCAUGCUGAUCCUCAUCCUGGAAAUAUGAUUCGUACACACACCAUUUGUCAUUUAUCAUUUAUAUCUCAUACAAAAAUUAGUCAUAUGGGCCAUUAUAUUUUAAACAUUUCACCCAUAUCGUAACAUCUCUUACCUUUUUGAAAAAGUGAUGCAUCGAGGUGUUCGUAUUGUGUUGAAUCAAUAUCCACGCAUCAUAGAGAAAACAAUAAGAUGGCACAAAUUUUAAAUGAAACAUAUGCAAUGCCCUUGACAACUAUUCAGUUUUUAAGUCCCACAUGAAGCUAUAUAAUAAAUCUUAAUAGUAUUUCAGUCCUUUUUUACUAGCUAGAUUGAUUUCGACAUAGAAUGUUUUUAGUUCUCAAGUUAUAUGUUUGUUAUGUUGCAUACUCCACCAGUUUUUAUUCCAAGAUGCCUUUUGCAGGUAUAGGAUGAUGACAACGGAAAAAUUGCUACUUCAAAUCUAAAGACUGAAAAUUAGGAAAAAUAUCCUUUAAACUUAAUAGGCAAAAGAUAAAAAAGUUAAUGCUCAAUAGAGCAGGAAAUGUAAUUAAGACGGAAUAAGGAAACAAUUGACUUAAGUCGAGCAUAAUAAGGGGUUUUGAAGUGGUCAGAUACAGAUAAUGCUUUCAAGUAAAAACUAAAAUGAAGCACAUAUAUAUAAGAUUCAGUAUAUGGCAAAAUCAUUAUACCUGAAACAUAUCAACCAAGCCAAAUUUUGGAUAUAUCAAGUGAGACACCACAACUAUAGAAGUUUAGUUAUUAGCAGCUUAGGAAAUCACCCAAAGAAUCAUUUUUUCUAUUCCAAACAUUGUAGGAAAGAAGUAAUUACAGGACGCUAAAGAUUUGGAACUUAGUGUCAGAAUCGGCAUGAGAGCACAGAUGGCUGAGCAAACCCUCGACACAUAUCUUGGCGGCGGUGUCAUCCCUGUAGCAAUUCCCCGACUCCGGACCAGCUCGAAGUACUCCCUCGCCCCGGCGAACACUGCGGCCGCCAAGCGCCACGGUGAACACCCAUCCUCCUGCCACCACGACACCUCCCGCACCCAAUCCAAUGCCGAGACCAAAGAUCACACGCUUCCUCAGCUGCAUCCCCUGGCUCCCCUUCGGCUCUACAACUACGGCCUCUACUCCCUGCAUCGUGGAACCAAUAAAUCCAAAGAUACCCCACAAGAAUUGAGAUCAAAUCCGAAACCUUUGAUGGAGGCAAGGGCACAAGAAUCACCUCAAGAGAGUCCUCGCGGUGGGAGUCGGACUUCGAGGCCGCUUUUCUGGAGGAGACCAAGGCGGCGGAGAGACGGCAGGGAUAGAAGCGGCGAGAGGGAAGGAAGAGACGCAGUCCGGGAAGCUGGCGGCGAGGGAGGAGGAACGAUCUGGGGCUGAGGGAGAGGGGCAAGGAGAAGAGGCCGCAGCGGUCGACUUCAAGGAAGGCCGCCGCAGUGGCAGCCAUCGAAACAGAGUCAAGGAGCGAAUCAAAAUAAGGGCGGUUGCGGUGGCCGAGAAGGCAUUUGAGGCGGGGCGGCGGGAUCCCGAGGUGUGGAGGAGGUUAUCCUCCUCCCCCGUCUUCCGCUCUGGGUUACGUUAGGGGGGCCGGGAGCAGAUCUGUUUGUGUUUUCUUCUUGUUUUUGUUUCUAGAAACCUAAAUCUUUUGUUUUUGUUUAUUUUUCCGUCUGCGCAAUGUGUAUCGGUACCCGUUUCCGUC
This is a messenger RNA of Musa acuminata AAA Group (dessert banana), 4404 nucleotides long. RefSeq lists its product as uncharacterized. Bases 435 to 1235 code for a protein of 266 amino acids. The record is from RefSeq and is a predicted model, not a curated record. The transcript has 8 exons. NCBI's taxonomy places the organism in Eukaryota, Viridiplantae, Streptophyta, Magnoliopsida, Zingiberales, Musaceae. Gene Ontology annotation, cellular component: chloroplast.